CGAAGCGAUACGUGACGAAGCGAAUGAGUGGAUCGGAUGCGUUAAGGAAGGAAUGCGAAAGCAACUAAAUGAACGAACAACAGCUGGGCUGAAAGAAGAGUUGUGUGUAUCAUGUGUGUCCAUGAGUGCCGACCAUCUCUGCGAGACCGACUUGGAGAGACAGGGGGGUCUUUUUCGGCAGACCAGACGGACAGACAGACAGACAGACACACACCCACCGUAGACAUAGGACAUUCGCUGCCAUGGGAGGGAGGAGGGAGGAGGGGGGAUGCUUUCUUGCUCGUCCGGGACGGCCCGUGUUUUCAAGGGCUGUCACGCAACAAGGGCCUGCCGGUCUCUAUCUAUCUAUUGUCGUGUGUGUACGCUAGCUAUGUGGCCGGCAGUGUCCAUCUGUUUGUCUGUCUGUCUUCAUCUGUUGAUGGUUUGCGUAGUGUGGCAGGCAGCAUACCAUGCACAGACGCAUAGACAGAUCAGAUCGGUCGCACACCCCUCGCCCACCCCCUCUCUCUCCCUCCCUGUCUGUCUCCUUUGCCCUUUUCUCUCUCCCCCUGUGUGUCGGUCUGUCUGUCAGUCAGGGAAGUCAGUCACUGCAGGCACCAGUGGUUAAUUGUAUGUGUGUGUUGUGUAUCGGUAUUGCUUUGCCGUCUGUUUGUGUGCAUGUGAGUGCGGGGCUGGACGGACCUCAGCUGGCUUCCCUUCCUGUUCGUUCGUUCGCUCGUUCAACCGACGGAAUUCAACUCUCACGUGAGCACACGGCACAACAGCUACUCUCAGUUGCAUUUGUUGAUUGAUCGGUUGACGCAUCCGCGGACCCGGGCAGGUCACACACACAGCACAGAGAUGAACCCCAUGGGCACCAACACAUACAUGUCAGAUGCCGUCUGUGAUGCCAAGCCGCUUCUGGAUGUCACGCGCCUCCUACAAACACAAACACAAACACACACACACACACAUCAACAAAGUGCCCUUUCUGCCAUGCCCACUCCCCCUCCCUCCCUCCCUCCCUCCCCCCCCUCACAUACGUCGUAAGCCUGCAGUCGCUUGAGCAGCUUGACCGCCCGGCGUGGCAUGUCCAGCCCCCCCUCCCUGCUGGGCUGGGCGUGCUUGACGGCCAUGGUGGCGCACAUCUGGACGCAGCUGCCGAGACCCUCGGGCCGCCCGGCGACCAUCCAACCCAAUGGCAGGUCCAUCACAUACUGACGGACGAGUGGCAUUAUGGAUGAGAUGAAUUACAAGAGAGCGAGACGGAGGGAGAGAGAGAGAGAGAGAAGAGAGAGAGAGAGAGAUCUCGAUCUCGUGCGUGUGUGUGUGUGUGGUUCGGCGUCAUGUCUCACUCACUCUUACCCGUUCCAGGGGGUCGAUAUCGUCAGGGCGCGAUGCGGAGAGACACCUGGCCAGCCGCUGCUGCCAAACCUCCUGCAUGCGCCGCGCCACACACACAUAAAGGCAGCACACGAUCGGCACAGCACAACACAGCACAGCACACGAGUGGCAAAUGAGAUGAGCACACACCACAUCUUCCUUCCGGCCGCCCACCUCACUCACCUUGACAACGAACUGCUGAAUAGCGUUUGUGCUGAGAACGUCCUGCCACUCCGCCGCACAGCGCGACACCUUGAGGGCUCGCCACACCUGACGCACCACCAGGGGGGACAGCGGGCCUUCCGGGAGGCUGCUCGGGCUCGUCUGGGGGAAGGCCAGGAGGUCGUCGAUGCAGGCCGUCAUGCGCUUCACUGCUGCUUCUAACACCUCCUGUGUGGAAGGGUCGACAAAGAUGCAGGCCUGCAGCCUGUGUGCCUUGUGCCUUGUGUGUGGAGGGGGGUACGUUGAUCGGUUUGGUGGAGGCUUCGUCGUCGGCUCUGAAGAGCAGCAGCUCGUUGAGCAGCUCCACACACCUGCACAACGAACGGAUAAAGACGGCCCGAUGAAUGAAUGAAUGAAUGCAUGUGUGUCUCUGUCUGUCUGUCCGUCUGUCUGCCCAUUCAUUCAUUCAUUCAUGUGUUCACCCACCUCUUCGUCUGUGUGAGGGAGGUGGGAUCCCAAUAGGCCUCCAGCCACGCCUUAAUCCGGGGAAACACCGCCUGCAGUGGGCCAAACACACACACACACACACACGCGGAACAAGACAAGACGCCAUGCACAGCCAGCACUUCGUGUGAAGCCUCUAGAGCUCCCAGCUCCCACCCUCUCCUCUCCACCCCUCACUGACUCACCUUAAAGACCAGCUGUGGCACUAGGUCUCCGUCGGGGUCCUCCUUGCCGUCGGCCUGUGUGUCGAUGUCGGUGUAGGUCACCAUCAGCUCAUACCACUCGAACUCCUCCAGCGUCGCGCUGCCGAUCAGACGACGGCCGCCGUACCACACCGCACUCUCAGCGUCGGCGGCCGAACCUGACAGACACACGGCCACAUCCAUUGACACACGCAGAGGUACUGAGGAGGGGGGAGAAGGGAGAAGGGUGUGGUGUGGGUGGCUAGGUCACCUACCUGUGGCGAAGGGGUCCCACCAGAGUAACUGGAGUGUGACGAAGGGCUGCAGCACCUCCAGCAGGCUCAUCCCGCAGUAGCUGGCCCGAUAACGGUCGUUGUGCCUGUGUAGCCAUGGACAGUGUCGGGAUUGUGUGCUGUGAAUGAGUGUGUGUGGUUGACUGAUUACUUGGUUUUGAACUCCUUGAACCGCUCGAGUAUGUGGUGGACGGACCUGAAGUCCUCUGACGCAUCACGGAAGAUCGCCUGAGCCGCCUCGCAGAACUUCUCUGCAACAGUGUGGUGUGGACAGACACACCUUUGAUGUCGCACACAAGUGUCAGGGCUUGCUCAUGUACUUCUGUCAGCGACGAGCUGCUCCUUCCCAUCGUCCUGGUCAUCGUCAGACGUCACCCACCUGCACACAGACACGCCACGCACCACAGCCACAGAGACAGACACACAGACACAGACAAACAGAUGCCUCCCUGCCCUGCCUGCAUCCGACCUCCUGUGUGCGCACCCCACCCUGCCACGCCAUGCCCACUCACCCGUCCUCGAGUAUGUCUGAUUGCUUCUGCCCGCCGAGCGAUUUGGCCAUGAUGCGCUGCCUCUGUUGGUUUCGCCGCUUCUGCCGCCUGUCGAUGCGCUGCAGCCGCGCCUGGUUGUGGUGGAACGCACGACUCCGGCCGAACUCAUCCUUCUCGUCUGCACACACCACACCACACCACACCACACACAUAUGCAGUUAGUAUCCACUCGUAUGUCUGUAUGUGUGUUGAAGGGUGUGAGGUGACGCACCCUUGUUCUCCUGUUGGAACUUUGGGUGUCGCUCGCCCGCCUGGAAGAGCUCGUCGUCCAGCUCCUGCACACGACGAUUCCACCUGACGGAGAGGGAGGAGAGAGGGCGGGCGGGCCGCGGAGGGAGGCACUGGUUGUCUUUUUCUUGUGGGCCUUCCUUCCUUGUUUGUUGCUGCCGUGGGUACCGUACCUUCUCUUGGCGAAGUCGGCUUCCAUCAGCUCGAGGGUUUGGAGGGCCACAUUGACAGGCUCACUCUUGACGGCUGAUCGGUGAGUGGAUGGAUGGAUGGACGGAUGGAUCCACCACACACACACACACACACACACAUAUACCACCACACAGAGACACAGAGAGAGGCAGCCGGUGUUUGUGUGAUGUGACGGAGAAUCCAUUGUGGCCCCAUCCCCAUCCCACUGACUGACUGACUCACCGAGCAGUCCGCUGAGGUCCUCUAUGUACUCCUCAAACCGCUGGAAGAAGUCGAGAUCCUUGUCAAGCUCUGAUACCCACCCACCCACCCACACACACACACACACAGAGGGCAUGCGCGAAACACCACGCCAUGCCUUCCUCCCCGCACGCGCCUACUCUGAAGUUUCUUCUCAAGUGUGUCGAUCAUCUCGGCCGUGUCAGCCCUCUCCUUGGUCAUCCCCUCAUUACGAGACCGCCGCUUGGCCGCAUCGCUACGCAGCACAUGCGUCCGCAUCUGCAGCCCCUGCAGCGCGGCAUCGGGCGACGGAAUGGUCACCAUGGCCGUCGGGACGGACGACGGCAGAGGCAGAGCACCAUACACGACGGGCGGCGGCGCGGAGACGGGCAUCUCCUCGAAGGACGGCUGCUGCUGGUGGUGGUAGUGGUAUUGUGGUUGGGUGAGCGCCUCUCCAGCAGUCCUGCCUCUAGCCUUUCGGAUCUGUUGCAGCUCCCACUGGCUGACCCCCUGCUCCAGCGCCAUGGCCCCGCCCUCGAGGAGGUCCUCGUCCUCGUCCAUCGACUGCGGCAGACGGCCGUUCUGACGGACAGGGUGGUCCUGCUGGACGGAUGCGGAUGCGGAGGCUGAGGGAGCCGCCUGGCCGAGCUGCCGCUGCACCUUGCUCGAGAGCUUCUUCAGACGAUCAGAUGAACCUGAAACAGACCGCUUUUUUCUCCUUGCAUCAUCCUUGUUGUGGUUUGCUGGGUGCGUACCUAUAUCGUCAAUGGGUGUGGUUGCGGAGAGCGGGACGGCGCUCGAGUCGAGCGAGAUGAACUCCUCGGCUGACGACGCCGCCUGGCGCAGCUUCUCACGCUUGGCUCGCGCCAGACGGGCCAGCUCCUCGGCAGACGCUCCCUGCAACAUGACAUGACACACACAGGCCACAUGGCAUAUGCACACGACAGACACGCCUGCUCGUCCUCACUCACCAGCUCGUCGUCUUCUGCGUCGUUGUCAUCAUCCAGUGUGUAGAUCUUGGACGCCGUCGUCAGGCGUAUCUCAUCGCCCCCCUGACCUCCAUGCAUGUCUUCCUCCUCCUCCUCCCCUUCCAGACUGGCCGCCCGCAGCCGCUCCAGCAUGUCCUCGUCCAUCCCCUCAUCAACACCCCUGCCCUUGCCGGCCGUCGAAAAGAUGUUAGACGCCGGCCUGUUCUGACGACGGAUCGAUCCCGGCCCAUAUCGGCCGCCCCCGCCGCCACCCAUCUCUCUCUCAUCGUCGCCUUGCGCGUCAGUGCUGUGGGUGGUGCGGAGGGUGACGGUCACCCCGUCAGAGGUGACGGACGGCGGGCCUCUGGGUGGUUUGUCUGCUGGGGCGGGUGGCGGUGGGGGGGAGGGGGAGGGGGAGGGGAGAUCGCCGCCUGCCGCCGCUGUCGGGCUGGGUGCGUCCUCAUCGAUGGGCUUGCGUCUGCUGCUGAGGGCUUUGCUGGCCUUGCUCUUGCGCACCUUGAAGGCGAUCUCUUCAUCGGCCUGACGGACAGACACAGAGGGAGGGACAAGAUGCAUGUGAUGUGAUGGCAUCACAUCACUCAUGUGUGCCGUGUUGAUUUGAUGCGCCGUGCGUGUGUGCGUACCUCCUCGGCCACACACACACUGGGCUUCGGUGCAGCCUUGGUGGCGACAUUCCCAGGUCCAUCGGCGGCAACAGCAGCAGCUUGCGCGCUGCUAGCAUCGGGCUGCGCUUGCUGCACAUCUUGCUCGUCUUCUUCUUCAUCUGAUGCCCUCAGCUUCUUGGCAUCGGGCUUCUUGAAGCCGCGACGGGCAAACAACGACGACAUGGCAUGGACAGAUCAAUUGGACCGGGAUCUUUGACGUCAGCCAACAGAUCUGCUCCUGGCGCUAUUGCACCUCUGCUGAUCUUUCCGGCUC
Vitrella brassicaformis is the source of this 5600-nucleotide messenger RNA. The record is from the annotation of a GenBank genome assembly. Lineage: Eukaryota; Vitrellaceae.